AUGGAGUGUCUUGGGAUCCUCGGGCUGGUGGCCCUCUCAGAGUGCCUAGUCAUAAUCCCCUUAAUGAAGAUUAAGACCUUGCAAGAAACCCUCAGGGAGAAAAAUCUGCUGGCAAAUUUCCUGCAGAACACUGAUGACAGGUCCCAGAAUGCCACUGAUGACCCAAAAAUUUCUCUUCAUCCCCUGAGGAAUCACCUGAAUCUGAUCUACUUCAGAAGCAUCACCAUUGGAACACCCCCUCAGGAAUUCAGGGUCGUCUUUGACACCGGCUCACCUGACUUGUGGGUGUCCUCCAUCGUCUGCUCCAGUCCGCCCUGCUGUGCAAACAAGCUCUUCAACACUCACUUGUCCAGAACCUUCCAGCGUACAAGCCUGCUCUUCACCCUCAAAUACCACACUGGGAGGAUUGUUGGAUCUCUUGGCUAUGACACCAUUCAGAUCGGGAAUCCUCUCAUCCUGGGCCAGGCAUUUGGCCUGAUUGAGAAACAAAUACAGUUGGAUCAUGCACCCUUUGAUGGUGUUCUGGGCCUGGGCUACCCCAGCCUCACCCGCAAAAUGACCACCCCCGUCUUUGACAAUUUGAAGACACGAGGCAUCAUUUCUCGGCCUGUCUUUGCCUUCUACUUGAGCAACCAGAUGGAGAAAGGCAGCGUGGUGAUGUUUGGCGGGGUGGACCACAGCGACCACAGAGGGCAGCUCAGGUGGAUACCAGUGUCCCGAACCCACUCCUGGCAGGUAACCAUGAACCACAUCACCAUGGACAGAGUGAUUAUUGCUUGUUUCAACGGCUGCCAGGCCAUUCUGGAUACUGGGAUGUCGUUGCUGGUUGGCCCAACUAGACUGGUCACCACCAUCCAGAAGCUCAUCAACAGCACACGUUUUGGCCGAGAGUACAAGGUUCCAUGUAGCUCCAUCACUCAACUGCCUACCUUCACCCUCAACAUCAACGGCACUGAUUACCCAGUGCCCGCUCAAGCCUACAUCUGGAAGAGUCCUCACGGCCGCUGUGUCAUUGGCUUUCAAGGGGGCACAGAGCACUUGAAGCAGCCAGAGACCUGGAUCCUGGGUAACAUCUUCCUGAGGCUGUAUUACUCAGUUUACGAUCGGGGAAACAGCAGGAUUGGCCUGGCUCCCGCAGUGUAA
Messenger RNA from Hippopotamus amphibius kiboko, 1143 nucleotides. Its product is annotated as pregnancy-associated glycoprotein 2-like. Lineage: Eukaryota; Metazoa; Chordata; Mammalia; Artiodactyla; Hippopotamidae. The transcript is spliced from 9 exons. Gene Ontology annotation, molecular function: aspartic-type endopeptidase activity. The record is from RefSeq and is a predicted model, not a curated record. Gene Ontology annotation, biological process: proteolysis. The coding region runs from base 1 to 1143 and encodes 380 amino acids.